This is a messenger RNA of Rhodamnia argentea, 1337 nucleotides long. Its product is annotated as deSI-like protein At4g17486. The transcript has 4 exons. NCBI's taxonomy places the organism in Eukaryota, Viridiplantae, Streptophyta, Magnoliopsida, Myrtales, Myrtaceae. Bases 197 to 946 code for a protein of 249 amino acids. Gene Ontology annotation, biological process: protein deubiquitination. The record is from RefSeq and is a predicted model, not a curated record. Gene Ontology annotation, molecular function: deubiquitinase activity.
ACGAAGGAAGGAAGAAAGCCUUCACGCUCCUCCGUCUCGUCUAUUCUCAGGUACCUUCAGGUGUCUUUCUCUGCUCCGUGGGAAAAAUGGGCUGCUCGAUUCUUGGCGGAACAACGUUUUCCGGUCUCGAAAUCUAAAUGGGUUUCUUCUCCAAGGUGGGGGCUAGGUUAACUGGGUCCUGGUUUUAUCCACAAGCAUGAAAGCACGACCAGUAAGCCGCUGGAGAUCUAUUGUAUCUCGUCAUAUACGAGGAAAGUCUGCCGACUAUUUCUGCUUGUUUCAAAAAGUGAAACCAGCACCAUAUGGACGAGGAAAUGCUCCUGUUUUUCUGAAUGUUUAUGACUUAACAGCGGUUAAUGAUUACUUCUACUGGUCAGGAAUUGGUGUUUUUCACUCUGGUGUUGAAGUUUAUGGCGUGGAAUAUGCUUUUGGAGCUCAUGAGUAUCCAUCAAGUGGCGUGUUUGAAGUUGAACCGAGACAAUGUCCUGGCUUUAAGUUCAGGAAGUCCAUACUUGUGGGGACGACGAGUUUGGAUCCUAUCCAGGUCCGAGAUUUCAUCGAGCGUCAAUCUGCAAGCUAUCAUGGUGAUACAUAUCACUUGAUCAUUAAGAACUGCAAUCAUUUCUGUGAAGACAUGUGCUUCAAGCUGACCGGGAAGACUAUCCCAAGAUGGGUAAACCGGCUCGCAAGAAUAGGUUCGAUGUGCAACUGCAUACUCCCCGAGGCUUUCAAGGUUCCUUCACUAUGCCACAACCCGAACUACCAAGGAGGCGAAAACGAGAGGAAAAGACUGCGGAGCGCCUUCAGUUGCUUCCCAUCGAUCUCGUUACACGAGAGGGAAGUCUCCAUGUCCUCGCUGUUUCUGCACUCUCUUUACAAAGGCUGCUUGCCUCCCUGGGAGCUAAAGACGCCCAAAUCCAAAAGUUGCUUAUCUAAAGAAGGGUAAAGACCGUGUGUUAUUUUUUUUUUCCCCUUUGUCUAGACAUAAUCUUUUGUUAGAUGGUCCGCCGUUCCAUCUAGCGAUUCCGCAAUGCUUGCCUUAGUAUUUGGCUUGGCUGGAAGGGGUAUGAAAUUUCACUUCAGUUGUGGCUUGGAUGUACAAACAGUCCUUGUUUCAAAUUUCUUUGAUCUUGUUGAGUUUGAUCCUAGGUUGUAAUGGAACACACAUGAAUGAUUUAAGCCCUUGCGCCCAAAAGAGCCAAAACUUGGUGGGAGCAUCAUGGAUUGAGGGGCAAUGAGAUGAGAUGGAUGACGAUGAGUUUUGUGUUGACUAAAUUGUUUCUCCACUUUUCUGCAGUUAGCUUGUAUGAAAGUAUAGAGCUUUUGUAUCCCAUAAA